Messenger RNA from Ahaetulla prasina, 3681 nucleotides. It is a transcript of the gene FZD7, whose product is annotated as frizzled class receptor 7. The record is from RefSeq and is a predicted model, not a curated record. The transcript has a single exon. Gene Ontology annotation, cellular component: plasma membrane. Bases 837 to 2543 code for a protein of 568 amino acids. Lineage: Eukaryota; Metazoa; Chordata; Lepidosauria; Squamata; Colubridae. Gene Ontology annotation, biological process: canonical Wnt signaling pathway; non-canonical Wnt signaling pathway. Gene Ontology annotation, molecular function: Wnt-protein binding; Wnt receptor activity.
AUAUAUAUAUAUAUAUAUUCAAAGUGCAGGGACGUCUUUUUUUCCCUCCUUUAUUUUUUUUUUAGGGUGGAUGUUGCUUGUUCCAACGGCAUCUAGUUUCUCCUGUUGCUGCUGGAGAGAUAGAUUUCACCUUCCAUGCAUAAGGGCGCCGACGGGAUAUCGGACUACCCAUGUUUCUGUUUAAAGGUUUAGCCCACUGCUGGUAAAAGAGAUAAUGGAGUGAUUGGAUUUUUUUUUAACAACAACAACAAAAAAGCCCACAAUCAACUCCUCAAUUAAAGCAACGCCUGAAACGGAGAAGUCACAGUAAGCCAAAUUCUUGGAUUCCCGAACUUUUGAGGGGUUGUACAGCCAGCUGGGAAGCGGAGCCAGUUACUGCGGUCGAACUUGUGAACGAUCCUCCCACCCGCCCACCGCCUCCUCCGUUCCAAGAUUGCUUCGUGGCCGAUCGAAGGAAAAACACGACGUUGUUAGGCGCCGUCAAGCUCUCUUCUCUCUCCGGUGGAAGAAAAUAACAUCGGAGGAGCGUUUCGCCUUGCAACCCCAGCAAAGAAUUACCAUCCAGCCCUUGGCGAGCGAUCAACGAGAGAGCCGGUUUGGCGAGCGAUCCGCCUCUUUCACCUCCUCCACCCGAGAGCAAGACGGCUGGAAGAGCGAAGCCAGCCUUGUGCCGCCGCCGCCGCGUAAGCCUUUUGGCCGCUGGCCCUCUCAGGGGUCUGGGCUGGGCGCCGCCGAUGCUUUGAGACUCCAGCGCCUCUGGGGCUGCGAAGACCCGCUUCCCGCCGCUUGCUCCCUGCCGGCCGCCCUCGUUCCUUCCCUUGCCGCUGCCUUGGAUCAUGGAUCGAGGACCGAGAGCGACGAGAACGGCCCCUGCUUCCUUGGGCCUGGCCGUCUUCCUGGGCGUCCUGUGCGGGAUUCCCUGGGGCUCCGGCGCCCAAUCUUACCAUGGGGAGAAAGGGAUUUCUGUCCCGGACCACGGCUUCUGUCAGCCCAUUUCGAUCCCUCUCUGCACGGACAUCGCCUACAACCAGACCAUCCUGCCCAACCUCCUGGGGCACACCAACCAAGAAGACGCCGGGCUGGAAGUCCAUCAGUUCUACCCGCUGGUGAAAGUGCAGUGCUCGCCGGAGCUGCGCUUCUUCCUUUGCUCCAUGUACGCUCCCGUCUGCACCGUCUUGGAACAGGCCAUCCCACCCUGCCGAUCCCUGUGCGAGCGGGCCCGCCAGGGCUGCGAGGCCCUGAUGAACAAGUUUGGCUUCCAGUGGCCCGAGCGGCUCCGCUGCGAAAACUUCCCCAUGCACGGCGCAGGUGAGAUCUGCGUGGGGCAGAAUACUUCGGACACUUCGGGAGCGGGCGGAGGGAGCCCCGAAAGUUCCACCGUCUUCCCCACCCCGUAUCUGCCCCAUCCCACUUCUCACCUCCUGCGCCCCACCAACUCUGGCUUCUCCUGCCCACGGCAGCUCAAAGUGCCCCCAUACCUGGGCUACCGCUUUUUGGGUGAGAGGGACUGUGGUGCUCCUUGUGAACCAGAACUCCCCAAUGGACUGAUGUACUUCAAGGAGGCUGAGGUUCACUUUGCCCGUCUGCUGGUAGGCAUCUGGUCAAUCCUGUGCUGUGCCUCCACCCUCUUCACUGUCCUGACCUACCUGGUGGACAUGAGACGCUUCAGCUACCCUGAGCGACCCAUCAUCUUCCUCUCUGGCUGCUAUUUCAUGGUGGCAGUAGCCUAUGUGGCUGGCUUCCUGCUGGAGGACAAAGUGGUCUGUGUGGAAGGUUUCUCAGAAGAUGGCUACCGCACUGUGGUGCAGGGCACCAAGAAAGAAGGGUGCACCAUCCUUUUCAUGAUCCUCUACUUCUUUGGCAUGGCCAGCUCCAUCUGGUGGGUGAUCCUCUCCCUCACCUGGUUCCUUGCUGCUGGCAUGAAGUGGGGCCACGAGGCCAUUGAGGCCAAUUCCCAGUACUUUCACCUGGCUGCCUGGGCCGUGCCUGCCAUCAAGACCAUCACCAUUUUAGCCAUGGGACAGGUCGAUGGGGAUGUGCUCAGUGGAGUCUGUUACGUGGGCAUCUACAGUGUAGACGCAUUGCGGGGCUUUGUCUUGGCCCCACUCUUUGUCUACCUCUUCAUUGGCACCUCCUUCCUCCUGGCUGGCUUUGUGUCCCUCUUCCGUAUACGGACCAUCAUGAAACAUGAUGGCACCAAAACCGAAAAGCUGGAGAAGCUCAUGGUAAGGAUUGGCAUUUUUAGCGUCCUCUACACAGUGCCUGCCACCAUUGUCUUGGCUUGCUACUUCUAUGAGCAGGCCUUCCGGGACAUGUGGGAGAAAACCUGGCUCCUGCAGAACUGCAAAAGCUAUGCCAUUGCUUGCCCCACCAAUGUUGCCCCAAUGAGCCCUGACUUCACUGUCUUUUUGAUCAAGUAUCUCAUGACCAUGAUUGUGGGCAUCACAACUGGCUUCUGGAUUUGGACUGGCAAAACUCUCCAAUCUUGGAGGCGCUUUUACCACAGACUCAGCACAGGAAGCAAAGGGGAGACUGCUGUAUGAGGCUCCCUUGGCUUCUUCUCCCCUUGUAUUGCAAGGAACAGGGGCUUGGGCCAUUGUUCCUUCAGACUACCUUUGCUUCUCACCAAGAGACCCUCCAUCUCUAGACUGUGCUUUGGGGCAGUAAAUAUCCUCUGAGAAUUUGCUUAUUCCCUCAUCCUGCCUGGCCUUCUCACUUUCUAAAUGGCUCUACAGUAUCUGUUUAGAGUAUCUGGCAUAGUGCCAAGAAUGGAAGUUUGGGACAAAGAGAGAGAACAGCAAGCUAGCUUUUUUUACCGUGUGAUAGGGUGCCAAAUCAGACCCCCCUCCCCCAACUCAGAAUCUUACUUUACAGUCUUUCUAAAGUUAUCCAGGAAAGCUCUGAGAAAGGAGAAAGUGUGUGUGUGUGUGUGUGUGUGUGUGUGUGUGUGUGUGUGUGUGUGUGUGUGUGUGUGUGUGCGCGCGUGUGCAUGCGCCCGUGUGCCUGUGUGCAUGUUCAUUCCUUUUAAAAAGAAAUUGCCAAAUAAGUCCUACUGGGGGUUCCUCCAUAUUGUAGCAGUGCAGUCCACUGCAAACCGACUUGGAAGUUUAAAACUCAAACGGAUUCAAUGGGACUGACUCCCAAGUAAAGGCAUGAUGGUUUCCAGCUAUGCAAACCUGCCUUGGGAGCAAGUUACCUCACACUUAGUUGAGCUUAACUUCUGAAUCCUCAUUGCAUGGGCGGCUUGGCCAGGCUGUAAGGAGAAUUCUGCAUUCCUGUUUUCAAACUUUUCUUCCUGGCUGAUUUGGGCUUUGGCAAAAGAGUCUUGCUGAGAUUUUAGGGAGGAGCAAUGGGGGGGGAGGAAAGAAAUGGGUCUGAAAAAGAAGUGACAUGUUGAUUUUUGAUAGAAUGGCUUUAACUCUCUCGUCUUUUGUUAGAGGAGACAAAAGAGAAACAAAAGUGGGUUUCUCUGCAGCAAAGCGUAAGCAGGGGUUUGGUUUUUAUGGGGAGACUAACAAAGAAUUUGUUGAGGUUCAGCUAGAGCUUCGAGUCAUGCAGCUCUUUAUUUUCCUUUUGUGAACACAAGGGAGGAAAGGGUUUUCAGGAAACCCGAUGUAACUGGAGAAAAGCUAAGGUUGCCUCUCCUCCACCCCACCCCCACCUCUCUUUUUUUCAGAACAA